Messenger RNA from Ciona intestinalis (vase tunicate), 2202 nucleotides. The record is from RefSeq and is a predicted model, not a curated record. NCBI's taxonomy places the organism in Eukaryota, Metazoa, Chordata, Ascidiacea, Phlebobranchia, Cionidae.
UAGGAGAAUAAUAUUCUGUGAGUGUUAAAUAUGGAAAAAGAGAAUACAACCAAGUCACAAGUUAUCACUGUGGUACCAAAGCUUCUUGUGAAAAAGCAACCACUCUUGAAGUUCAGCAGUGCCUAUAUACCCCUUGUGACCAUUCAAUUCAUUGCUGGAAUGUCAAGCAUUUUACUUGGGUUGGCAGCCAUUUGUAUUGAAAUAUAUUACGGACAAUCAUUCUUUGAUACUGGAGCUGGCAUUUGGUGUGGAUGCUUUUUUCUAGCUACUGGUGUUCUUGGAUAUUUGGCUGAUAAACAAUCAAAGCAAUGUCUGAUAAUUGGUACAAUGGCUAUGUCUAUCUUGAGUGCCGGUUUGGCUUGUGUGAUGUUCGCACUUGAUUUCCUAUCUAUGCUUCAUGGGCAUGCGGCAAAGGAAAAAGCAGCUGUUGCAAUUCAUUUUGUUUUGGACAUAAUUGCGUUUGGGGUUCUACUGGUAUCAGUUAAUAUUGCAGCAUAUUCUUGUGGUGCAGUUUGCUGCAACAAAAACAAUGCAACAGAUUCUAGAAACACUGAACUACCUGCAGAUGGAAAAUUUGUUAACGAAGGUUUUGGUCAGUGUGAAAAGGACAAGACAAUGUUGAUUUGAUGGAUUAUGCAUUUUGUACACAACGACUACAUGUACAUAACUUUAUAUUCACAUUAAGUUAUUAGCAGACACAACUUGUGUUAUAUCUUCAAAAUCUGUUGCUGCCUAAACCAAGUGUUUUUAUAAAAAAUUGCGUAGAUUUAUUUAAAAUGUUAUUGAAUAUAUGGCACGUUGAUUUAAAUCGUAUCUAGAAAUAAAUUAAUGUUUUUUCACUUAAAAACAAGUUACACAAAUAAGUUUGUCACUUCAUUAACAAAAAUUGACCGGUUUGUUAUAACAUACCUCAUAUAAUGCAAAACACUUUAACUUUUGCAAAGUUAUAUUUUAAUAAAAGUUGUGUUACUUAUUUCUGUUACAUUAUACCAACACCAUAACAAACCAAUUGUACAGGCCCAUGUCAUAUACAUUAUACAUGCCAUAGAAAAGUUGAUACUAUAAUUUGAUAAAUGUUGUAGAACUGCUGUUUUCUUGUAUAUCUGUCCACAAUUUUUGUUUAUUUUACCAUUGUGUUUAUGUGUCUAUUUAUAGCUUAGUUGCUAACAGUGCAAAAUGUACCUUGUAGUUUCAUUUAAACAACCUUUACUUUUUUGUUUAUUUAAUGUGAACAUUUUAAAUUCUGUUAAUAUUACACAAUUAUUUGAGUUUUGGUUGUUUUUUAUAAAGUAAUUAGUUUUUAAAACAAUGUUUAACCAUCAUGCUGGUAGGAAAUAUACAAAAUAUAUAUAAAUGGAUUCGAGUAAGUAUAUUUUGCUACACUUUAAGAAACCUAUUUGGUUUACACUAAAACUCUGUUUGCAAGAAAUUUGAAGUAAAAAUAACAACAAAAAUUUAACGCACAUACUCUAAAAUUCGACAUACCAAUAAUAUGUUAUAAGAUAUAUCAACUUAUUAAGUUAAGUGUAAAAAGUGUCUGUAGAAUUGGUGACUGCAUUUUAGUAUUAUGAAUUCGUGUAUUUUGUUUCAGGUGGCAGGGCAGGGACAGUCUAUAAUAGCGUUCCAUUUCAUACACCUCACUUUAGCGUUUUGUAACUUUGUGGGUGAAUGUAUUUCUAGUUAACUAACAACUAUAACACGCUAUUAGUGACCAUUGGGUUGAAGUAAUUGCUGUUAAAUGGCAUGCCCAAGGUCACACAGGCCACAGGUAUCCAGGAAAAUACAAACAGGACGUUUUGUUUGUUUAAUAUUCUGCUCCUUUUAAACACAAGUUAUAAUAAGGUUUAGCAUAGUAUGACGUAUUAUAACUGUUGUUUUCCUUUACAAUUUCGUAGUGUUUAGGCAAAGCAAUUUACCGUUUAAUUUUAAACAUGUGUUGGUUUCAUUAUAUUUACAGAAGUGUUCUUAUGCGCGGCUGUCUGUCGAGAAACCGAAAGCGCCAAACAUAGACAACUUAUAUAUUAGCAGCCAUUUAAAGGGAAGUCAUAUGAUUUACGUAAUCGAACGAUGUUUGCAGUUUAUUCAUUUCCUUGCUUGAGACUUGAAUGUUGCGAAACGCUUUGACUUUGUAAAAUAAAUUCGUUCCAUAAGGCUUAUUUUCUUACCUAAUACUUUAUAACUUUGCUGCAACCGAAAUAUAGA